Molecule: messenger RNA, 513 nt
Organism: Planococcus citri (citrus mealybug)
Lineage: Eukaryota; Metazoa; Arthropoda; Insecta; Hemiptera; Pseudococcidae
Product: histone H3-5-like
Exons: 1
Coding region: 1-513 (170 amino acids)
Cellular component (GO): nucleosome
Molecular function (GO): structural constituent of chromatin; protein heterodimerization activity; DNA binding
Source: RefSeq, a predicted model, not a curated record
AUGGCUCGUCCAAAAAGCACUCCUAAAAGAUCGCCUCAACAAUCAAUUCAUGGGAAAAAAAUCUUCGUGGUAAAAAGAGCUGGUGGCGGCAUCAAUAAACCAAAAAAUAAUAAGCCCAGCUACUCGAAAUCAAACAAUGGAUCAACAAAUUCCAACACUCGAAUGGCUACCAAAACAGUUCGGAAACCUGGUGGUACAGGUGAUGCUUUGAAAUUGAAAUCCCACAGAUAUCGUCCUGGAACUGUUGCCUUGAGAGAAAUUCGUCGAUUUCAAAAAAGUACGCAAUUAUUGAUUCAUAAAUUACCUUUCCAACGUUUAGUUCGUGAAAUUGCUCAAGAUUUCAAAGCUGAUCUACGUUUUCAAACAUCGGCAGUUCUAGCUUUGCAAGAGGCUGGUGAAGCCUAUUUGGUUAGUAUUUUUGAAGACGCGAAUUUAUGCUCCAUUCAUGCCAAACGUGUAACGAUCAUGCCUAAAGACAUUCAAAUUGCGAUGAGACUUCGUAGUGGAAGAUGA